Molecule: messenger RNA, 5066 nt
Organism: Passer domesticus (house sparrow)
Lineage: Eukaryota; Metazoa; Chordata; Aves; Passeriformes; Passeridae
Gene: MAPT
Product: microtubule associated protein tau
Exons: 16
Coding region: 203-2548 (781 amino acids)
Biological process (GO): microtubule cytoskeleton organization; neuron projection development
Cellular component (GO): neuron projection
Molecular function (GO): microtubule binding
Source: RefSeq, a predicted model, not a curated record
ACGCGCGCGCGCGCUCCCGCCCCGCCGGCGCGGCGAAGGUUCCGGAGCCCCGCGCGCGCCCCCGCCCCGCCCGCGCCGCCGCCGCCGCCGCCGCUGUCACCGUCACCCGCCACCGCUGUCACCCAGCCGGCUCCGGUGCGGACACCCCCGCAGCGGCAGGUACCUUUGCUGAGAAGUGGCAGAGCAGCCUCAGGACACCACCAUGAUGGAGGAUCACGCGCCUGGCCAGGAAAAACACUUCUCAUCAGGCUAUCCCCUUCAGAUUCCAGUCGAUGAUGGAUCGGAUGAGCCUGUUUCUGAAACAUCUGACGCUAAGAGCACCCCAACUACGGAAGAUGCCACAGCACCUUUAGUGGAGGAAGGAGACCACGAGGAUCAGGGUGGUGUGGAACAGCACGGGGAGAUCCCAGAAGGAACCACAGCUGAAGAGGCGGGCGUAGGAGCCACUCCCAACCUGGAGGACCACGCUGCAGGAGAUGCCACUCAAGGCGAGCCGAGCUCUCCGAAGCUCCAGCCUGGCCCUCAGGAGGCAGGAAAAAGUUCCAGCCAGCCCCCAGAGCAGGGGCUGGGGCCUCAGCAGCCACCUCUGUCCCGUGAAAGCAAGGCUCCAGCAGCAGCUGCCACCAGGAUCGAGGUCACCAUCCCAAUCCCCCUGGAGAUGUACCAAGGCUCCGGAGGCAGCAGCGAGCCGUGGCACCAGGCAGGCACAGAAGGCAGCAGUGCAGAGCCACAGCUGGGCCUGGCAGCAGCAGGAGGCACGGCUGACCACAAAGAUGGACCAUCAUCUCCCCUGUGUGCCACAGCCACGGUCAAAGAAGGUUCCAGGGAUGAGGAUGUUGAUGAAACCCCUGGGCAGGGCUUGCCUUCCCUCGUGGAUCAGCGUGCUGCUCUGGGGCCUGAGAAGGGCUCGUGUCCAGCAGCUGCCCAGGAGACUCGUGAAGAAUAUGAUGGAGAAAACAAGUCCAAAGCUGUCCUCAGAGACACCCCAGAGGCACUGCUGGUGGAAGCUGAGUCACAUAAAGCAGGAGAGGACCAAGAGGAGAAGCGAGAGCUGCUGGACGGAGAAGGAGGCCCAGACACCCCCCUGUCAGAGCCUUCUGCAAGUGUCUCCCAAAAACAGGCUGGGCCUGGGCAGGGAGAAGAUUCUGAGCCCGUGCUAGGGACAGCCAAGCCCCCUGCCGAGGCAGAGGAUGAUGUGAAGGAUGAAGGUGCUGCUGUGGGAGAGGCUGUGCUGGCCGCAGGGGCGCGCCGGCCCAGGAGGAAGCCGGGCGGGCCGGCGGCAGACAAGGCCACUCGUGUCCCCCUGCUCAAAGGUCGUGUUGACAAGGAAGGGACUGAAGCUGAUGAAAAGAAACCCAAGAAACCCUCACCUUGCCCUGCCAAGCCCCCUGGCUCCGUGCCCCCCCUGGGGCACGCAGCCCCCUGCAGCCCUGCCAGUGCCUCCAAAGGAGCCUGUCCUGCCACCCCCCGCCCUGCCAGCUCAGGAGUGCAGGAAAAUAAAGCCAAGGGCCCGGAGGCGAGGGGUGGCUCCAAGACGGGCGCGGCGCGCGCGGGGCAGGCGCAGAGGAACUCCAGCAACGCCACCCGCAUCCCUGCCAAGACCCCCACGGCCCCCAAGACCCCUCCCAGCUCCGGCAGAAAGGAGCAGAAAAAGCCACCUCCUGCAGCAGCAAAGACUGAGAAAGGUGAGCAGCCCAAGUCCGGAGACAGAAGCGGUUACAGCAGCCCCGGCUCCCCCGGGACCCCGGGCAGCCGCUCCCGCACCCCCUCUCUGCCCACCCCACCAGCCAGGGAGCCCAAGAAGGUGGCAGUGGUUCGCACCCCCCCGAAAUCUCCCGCCUCCGCCAAGACCCGCGUGCAGCCGGCGGCCGCGCCCAUGCCCGACCUCAAGAACGUCAAGUCCAAAAUCGGCUCCACCGACAACCUGAAGCACCAGCCCGGCGGUGGCAAGGUGCAGAUAAUUAAUAAGAAGCUGGACUUUAGCAGCGUUCAAUCCAAGUGUGGCUCAAAGGAUAAUAUCAAACACAUCCCGGGCGGAGGCAGUGUGCAGAUAAUUAAUAAGAAGCUGGACUUUAGCAGCGUUCAAUCCAGGUGUGGCUCAAAGGAUAAUAUCAAACACAUCCCGGGCGGAGGCAGUGUGCAAAUCGUUUACAAGCCAGUCGACCUGAGCCAUGUGACAUCCAAAUGUGGUUCCCUGGGCAACAUCCACCACAAACCAGGUGGUGGCCAGGUGGAGGUGAAAUCUGAGAAACUGGACUUCAAAGAUAAGGUGCAGUCGAAAAUCGGGUCCCUAGAUAACAUCAGCCACGUCCCUGGAGGAGGCAAUAAAAAGAUUGAGACCCACAAGCUGACCUUCCGCGAGAACGCCAAAGCCAAGACCGACCACGGCGCCGAAAUCGUCUACAAGUCGCCCACCAUCUCCGGAGAUGCCUCCCCGCGCCGCCUUAGCAACGUCUCCUCCAGCGGCAGCAUCAACCUGGUGGACUCCCCCCAGCUGGCCACGCUAGCCGACGAGGUGUCCGCCUCGCUGGCCAAGCAGGGCUUGUGAUCGCGGCGCGGCGGCCACCAGGAGAGAAGACGAGGAAAGGAAACGACAAAGAAAAGAAACAAAAAUAAUAAUCUGGCCUUCUUCCUCUGUUCCUUUUACAGCUGCUUCCCCGUCCCCCUAACUGGUUAAUGAUUUAACCUGCUUUUACUGUUCAUUCAGCUCUAGCUCCAGGACUUCAAAAUCAGUGACACUAUGAGGUACAAAACCUCCUCUCCCCCUGCUCCUCGGAGCGCACAGCCCGUCCCGUGCCCGCGCUCCCCCUCGCCGCCCCAGCCCUGCCGGGGCAAGGCGGGGAGGGGGCCCGGGGGGCGGCCACAGCACGGCGCUGACCGAGCACCCCGCGGCAGCUCGGGUGGCCCUGCCGGGACGGGGCUGCGACCUCGCCCAGCUCGUGUCCUGCCGCUGGCUGCGGGGAGGUGCCCUGCCUCCCUCCCUCGCUCCCGUUAAAUUUGCCUGCUGAUUUGGAAGAAACCUUUUUUUUUUUAUUUCCGAAAGCCGAGAUGUGUAUGAAGAUAACGGCCAGGUACCCCCUAACCCGCUCCCAGCUCCGGCAGCUGGAGUUCUGGCGACGCCGGGUGCCCGCCGCCAGGGGCCCCGGACGGGCCGUUCCCCUCUCCGUGGCUGUGCUGGAACCGCUGAGUGGAUGAGUAGAGGCUUUUCCCCAUUCCUUUGGCAGCCCCUCGUGUCGUAGAGUAGAUUUGUCUGUAUAUGCUUGGACCGUGCCAGGGUGAUUGUUUUCAUAAACGAGCAUGUGUUUAAAAGAAAAAAAAAAUAAUAAAUGCUGUUAAGUAGUUUUGAGCUGCCCCGCGCCGGCUCCGCCGCAGCCCAGCCGGGGGCCCGGGGAGCCCGGCCGGCCCCGGUGCCCAGCCCGGCACCGCAUGUCUGCCGGGGCGAGCUCGGAGGAGGGGCACUCACAGCUCCAGGGCUGCGAUGGCUCCUGGCUUUGGGUGCUGCAGCUUGUGACACUUUUGGGUUGUUCUUUUUCUUUCCCUGCAAGGUCAGCUCAGCGAUGGCGGAGGUGGCAGCUCCAUGGCUCUGCUGCGCCGGUGGCAGCGGUGAGACCCCGGCAGGACGCGGGGGAGGCGGCAGCAGCUCCCCCAGCCCGGGGGCAGCUCCCUGGCUCUGAACCCCCUUUCUGAACCCUUUUCUGCUCCCCGGUGUGAGUUGGCAGCAUCCACCCCUCCCACAGCCCUGACCACCCCAGCACCACUCAGGGGACAGGAGCCAGUCCACUUAUUGCUUUGGCUGCUUUUGUUCCUGUGGCUCCCCGGGGAGCAUGAGGGGGUCCUGUGGCUGUCCCUGCCUGCCCCUUCCCUCUACAACCAAAGAGGCCGAGAUGCCACCAGUGCAGCUGUGUGUGUCCUGCCCUGUCUCCCCCGGGGGCCCCACCGAGCUCUGGGGGUUCAGCUGGAGGUGGGAGGGCAGAGAAGCCCCUGCACCCCCGGGCUGUGCCGCAGGGAAAGCCGUGCUUUCCCAGCCAGGGCUGCAAUCCUGGUCCGACAGGGCUGCCGGGGGGUCAGGGCCCCCUGCUUGUCCUUGGGGUGGUGGCUGGGUGCCACCGAGGCUGCCAGAGCAGCUGUUCCAGGGCAGAGCAGCGAUUCCUCCCCCGGACAGGAGCUGUGAACCCGCUGUCAGCCCUGUCCCUCUGCAGGGCUGGGCUGCCGCAGGCCUGGCCGUGGAUGGAGAUGGUCUGGGGGGGUCCAACCCUUGUCUCUGCAGCCCCAGGAGCUGCUUUAUGGCUGGGGAGAGGCUGGUCCAGCAGCACCAUCAUGUCCAGCUUGUCACUCGCUCCGUUCACUUGACUCCAUGAUUGUAAGACUCUGUGCUCCGUCCCCGACUCCAUAGCGCUGUAGGAGCCGCCUGCUUUUUGUCCUUUGUAGAACGAGCAAGUUGGGAGAACCCUCAAAGCAUCACCUCCUUACCCCCUUGUGGGCUGCAGGACGGGGUAGCUGAGCUGGCCCGUCCUGUGCCACCCCUGUCCCCUCCGUGCAGCCCCUGAGGGACACCAGGGCUGGCACGGCCUUGGUGUGCACCGAGCUCCAGGGAGCAGCCCCUUCCCACCCUGAGUGUCCUCAGCCCGGGGGGGACUGUGGGGUGCCAGGACAGCCCUUUCCAUCCACCACGUCACCCGCUGUCCCCUCCAGCAGCCCGAGCCACGUCCCCUGCCCCAACCCUGCGUUCAGACCCAGGCCCGAGGGUCUGACCCCCGGCUUUCCCUUUACCCCACACACAUCUUGGGUCUGAGAAGGGUUAAAACCGGCACUGAUUUAAAAAAAAAAAAAAGUAUUUCUGCACUCCAAAAGAUUCUGCGUGUUAGCCAAGGUCGGUGCCAGCCUGUGUGGGGUUGGCAGCCCCGCGCCCCCCGCGCCGCGCCGGGGAGGGAGGGAAGGUUUGAUCUCAGUGUAUCAUUCUAGCUUAGCUUCUGUCUGUGGGUGUCCAUAGUGUAUCGUGUGUUUAACAACUGGUUUACACUGUUGCCGUAAAAGUGAAUUUGGAAAUAAAGUCAUUACUACGAUAA